Molecule: messenger RNA, 3575 nt
Organism: Salmo salar (Atlantic salmon)
Lineage: Eukaryota; Metazoa; Chordata; Actinopteri; Salmoniformes; Salmonidae
Gene: pcare2
Product: photoreceptor cilium actin regulator 2
Source: RefSeq, a predicted model, not a curated record
CUCUGUUACUUGGGUAGGACCUCAUAGCUUCCAGAAGCCUCAUCUACGAACCCCGUAGGAAAGUCGGUAUGAUCCAUCUAUUCAAGAACCCAGUAAAGAAGAUUGAUUUAGAGGAUAAAUUGUUGCCGAGUUUUCGUAAGAUAUGCACCCUGCUGAACACCCAAGUUUUCAAAGGUAAUCAGACAGAAGCACCGAUGGAUGAGCAGGUCUAUCCACACUUACUAGGCUAAAUAUUUGGUUUUGUAUCUCUUUAUUGAAAUCACAUCCCAAACUGACAUUUUUAAUCUAAAGUCUUUUUCAACGUCUGGACAUAAAAAAUGGGUUGUUCCCCAUCCAAAGAUCAUCUCUUCCCAGGGAUCCCAGAUGGGGUACACAAGGCUCUGCUGCCAGUACCACCAGAGGUGGGUAACAUCAAGCCUGUUGAGGGAGAAAACCAAGAUAUUGACAAUAUGGAUAUUGACGAAGAAGUGGAGGAACUCCCACUAUCAGCUGAAGAGGAUAAUCCUAUGGCCGCCCUGGGAAAAGUGGCGGACAUGGCCCCCAUCACAGCCGUUGUGUCAAACCUAGGGGCCGUCUCUCAAAUAGAGGUCAAAAUGACAUCACAGGUGAGAGACACACACAGUGAGAAGUUACCGGAAAAGCAGGCAAAAAAGGUCAAGAAGCGAAGGAAGAAUAAGGGCGUCAAACGGGGCUGCCGAAAAGAAAAGGAGAUAAACACCUCAAUCACCCAGGGGAAGGUGGACCUUCCCAUGCACAUGGUGAGAGCUCACCAGGCCGCCUACGAAUACCUGAACCCCAACAUCUCCAAGUGUGAGACCCUGCUGGGGCUGCUGAACCAGGCCGCCCAGACCCAGCUCUCCCUGCAGCCCAUGAUGACAGCCAUUGUGAUGCGCUUCGAGGAGGUCAACCAGGCCCUGGAGGAGAUGGCUGAGGAAGGGGAGCUGAUGCUGAAGGAGCAUGGCAACCACAUGGCCUGGCCCUCUGAGAUAAGGGACCCAGCUCCCACCCCCUCCAAGCCCAAUGCUGACCCAUCAGAAACCCCCCCAGAUCUGCUGCAGCUGCUGCUCCAGCAUUCAACUGAAAAGAUGAAGCUGGUGGGGAGCUCGAUCCAAGGCCUGGGAGACACCGCUCUGGAAGAGGCGGCGGACUUCUUCGCCUCGUUAUCUAGACUACUGGGAGAGAGGCUGCUGUCCAAGCGGGCAGUAGAGGAGCGUCUGACCCAGGUGCUGGCACGCGUGGAGGCAGCUGCCAAGUGCAACCUUGAUGACUUGUCCCUGCACAGCGAGGACAGCGGCAUCGGGGGAGAGAACGAGUCACUGAUGGGAUCAGAGCGCCACUGUCGUCAAUGGGGGAGUUCUGGGUCCGGUGGCAGUGCACGCCCCACACCCCCAAGCCAUUCACCUGACCAGGUAUGCCUUAACGAAGGUGAGGAGGGGGAAGAAAAUGAGGAAGAGGAUGAUGAUGAUGAAGAUGAGGAGGAUGAAGAGGAAGAGAGGUCAGGGAGGGUGCGGUCCAACUCAUCCCCGCCAGACCCCAUACAGAACACCAAGCACAGCAAAGGGCAGCCACCCAAACGGCCCCAGACAGCUGCCCCCUUGGGCAGGCCAGUGAGACCACCACGGUCAAUGUCCAUAGACUCUCUACAUGUUCAGGAGCUGCAACAGAAAGACCUGGACCGACGGACGGGAAACAACUCUCUGAGAAGAUACUCUUCAGGGGGGCAGAGGGUUGCCAGAUAUGGACUCAAAGGGUCCACAAAGGCAAACCAAGCACCAAAUUCACUACCAGCGAUAGCACCACAACCUCCUGGCCGCAACUCCGUCAAAAGACUCAUAAACACAUUCAGUGGUGGGGUGGACGGCAGACCAGGCCAAAGUCUCCCUAGUGCACACCUUAGGGGGUCUAGGAGCAGUGUAACUCCCCUCUUACCCGACAUUGGAAGUGGAGAGGACAUUGUCAGUGGUAACAACAAUAAGAACAUCUGGGCUGCGGAAGGCGGGGAAGGCCUGGAUGAUGACAACCUGCCCCCCCCUUCCCCUGAAGUCCUGAUGGACAAUUCCUAUGAGAGCAAUGAGGAAAACCCGGAUGAUGAGGAAGGGGAAGAGGAGGACACCGACAGUAGGGGCCACCCUGUGCCACGCCAAAGGAGCACCGCCUCUCAGCGCCUGAGGGCCUCGUUGCAGAACAUGACGGUGUUGCCCAACCGUGGAAGUGUCGGACCAAUCAGACAGGAUCCUGUGACGAGGUGUGGACAGCAGCCAGCAUCUGAAGGCGACCAAGAGAGUGAGCAAGCCGCCUCUCUCUACCAUAAGGCCCGCAAGAUCAUCCACCUGCGCAACGCAGCUGAAUCCGCUGCAAACAGACCUGACCCGGGGGUUCGAGGACCCCUUAGAGCUGGGGUGAGUCUCCGGCAAGGAAGCAGCAACCCCUAUGAGGGGGAGUAUUACCCCACCAGCAUGCCACCGACCGUCCCACCAGUCUCCAGAGUUCGCCUACCACCCUCUUGUCCCUCUACACACCACAGACUACCAAACCCCCCUGCUUUCGCACAGCCUAAUCCACCCUCACGUCCAUCCUCUCCCCGGGUCUUGGGAUGGAGUAGGGAGGACAGUGGUGAAGACAUGUCACCCUCAGUGUCCUUCAACGAUGCCCGAUCUGUGUUCUGUCAAAAUAGCCAAUCCAACUCCCAGAGCUGGACCCCCCACUAUAGCUCUACGUUCCCCAGGCCCUAUGGUGAGCCCUCCCGGGGAAGGCUGUCCACACGCGGGUCCCAGACUGUCAGUCGGCGCAGCCAGUCUGACCAGAGACCCAGCCUGACAACACAACAACAGGAUUUGUCCAACCCAGGCACACCACGGGGCCGGACACGAGGAAGUGAGCCAAAUAUGUCCAAAAGCAGUGAGAGGAUGGUCAAUGGUCUUCUGACGGAAGGGGACAACCAAUCAGAUCCAAGUGCUGUUGAUACUGAUUUGGAUCCUGAGCAGUAGUGCAUGGCAGUCUGCCAGGGCAGAAUCUACCGAGCGAAUUAGAGGGUGAGGACUGAGCAUAGAAAGGGAUUAUGGAUUAGGAGAACUCUUAAGGCUAAGACUUCCCUUCUAAUGAGAAGAGAAGGGGCUUAUUCUAAGAAAGUGUGUUAGGUAAUUCACCAUGCUUCUCCCUCAGAUUGCUUGACUGCAAUGGAGAAAAGGUUGAACUACAGUGUACAUGUUUUGGUCUAUCUAUUAUGUCCUCUGAUAUGAUGUUUUGUAAUACAGUAAUUACUGAAAACAAAAAUCUAUUUUGGGAUAUGUUGAUUUAUUGAAGAAUAAUAAUGAGUGUACGUUGCGAUCUGUCAGUACAUUUGUGGAAAUUAAAAUCAAUGUAAUAUACUGUAUUGACUAUGACUCAUUAUAGUAUAUUGGUGAAUAGGUAAAAUUAUUUGUUUCUUGUCCAUGUCAUACUGUUUUUGAAUUAGCAUUUUGUGUUUGAACUGUUGGUGUUUGUGUUAUACAGUAACUACAGUGUUUGUUUACAAAUGUUGUUUUAUUAUUAUUUCGUAGUUUCACCUUUGUAUUUUGUUUAUUUAUGUUUUUUUC